Molecule: messenger RNA, 2564 nt
Organism: Clupea harengus (Atlantic herring)
Lineage: Eukaryota; Metazoa; Chordata; Actinopteri; Clupeiformes; Clupeidae
Gene: serinc1
Product: serine incorporator 1
Cellular component (GO): membrane
Source: RefSeq, a predicted model, not a curated record
AAGUGGAAGCAAACUUGUAAACAGCAGUAUCAAAGCAACAGCAUCCAUCUUUAACGCUUGAUAGAAGUCCGAAUUCACGCAGUCAACAUGGGGGCCGUUUUAGGGCUUUGCUCCAUGGCAAGCUGGAUCCCCUGCCUGUGUGGCAGUGCUCCCUGUCUGCUGUGCAGGUGCUGCCCCAGUGGGAACAACUCCACCGUCACCCGCCUCAUCUACGCCUUCUUCAUGCUGUUGGGGGUGGCCGUGGCCUGCAUCAUGCUCAUGCCCGGCAUGGAGGGGCAGCUGAAGAAGAUUCCGGGAUUUUGUGAAGGGGGAAUGGGCACCACCAUCCCAGGCGUGGAGGGUCACGUGAACUGCGACGUGCUGGUUGGCUACAAGGCAGUGUACCGGGUGUGCUUCGGCAUGGCCAUGUUCUUCCUGCUUUUCUCCCUCAUCACCAUUAAGGUCAGGAGCAGCCAGGAUCCCCGCGCUGCUCUACACAAUGGGUUUUGGUUCUUCAAGUUUGCCGCUGCCAUUGGCAUUACCGUCGGAGCAUUUUUCAUCCCUGAGGGUCCAUUUACUACUGUCUGGUUCUAUGUGGGGAUGGCCGGAGCCUUCUGUUUCAUCCUGAUCCAGCUGGUGUUGCUGAUCGACUUUGCCCACUCCUGGAACGAGUCCUGGGUGGAGAAGAUGGAGGAGGGGAACUCGCGCUGCUGGUAUGCAGCCCUUCUCUCUGCAACUGCGCUGAACUACGUCUUUUCACUGAUCUGCGUGGUCAUGUUCUAUGUGUACUACACCCACACUGAUGGAUGCGCUGAGAACAAAACCUUCAUCAGCAUCAACAUGCUGCUCUGUGUGGGAGCAUCUGUCCUGUCCAUCCUGCCCAAGAUUCAGGAGGCCCAGCCCAGGUCUGGUCUGCUGCAGUCCUCUCUCGUCACCCUCUACACCAUGUACCUGACCUGGUCUGCCAUGACCAAUGAGCCUGACAGGAAUUGCAACCCGAGCCUUCUAGGCAUCAUCGGCCUCAACAGUACCACCCCUGCUGGCCAGGACCAUCCAGUGGUCCAGUGGUGGGAUGCGCAGGGCAUUGUGGGAUUGAUCCUCUUCCUGAUGUGUGUCUUGUACUCCAGCAUUCGCAACUCCUCCAACACCCAAGUAAACAAGCUGACCCUGACCAGCGAUGAAUCAGCCCUGAUCGAGGAUGGGCCUUCGCACGCCGAGAGCUUUGAGGAGGGAGAUGGUAUGAACCGCGCCGUGGACAAUGAGAAGGACGGCAUCACCUACAGCUACUCCUUCUUCCACUUCAUGCUGUUCCUGGCCUCCCUCUACAUCAUGAUGACCCUCACCAACUGGUACAGCCCUGACGCCACCUACGCGACCAUGACCAGCAAGUGGCCAUCGGUGUGGGUGAAGAUCUCGUCCAGCUGGAUCUGCAUCGCCCUGUACGUGUGGACCCUAGCGGCUCCGCUGGUCCUCACCAACCGCGACUUUGACUGAUCAAAGCCCGCCCCAUCAACAUCCCAUGAGCCGCGUCAGUCAAGCUCACCCCGUCAUUAUUGUGAAUAAGCAGCUGCGUGUCCGUAGCCAAGCGGCACAACCCGUAACUUGUAAAUACUGUAUUGUGUAUGCGCAUUCCCAGCAGCUGUUUAACCCGUCACCCCAAACAUAGUCUCUUUCUAACAAGUGCAUGUGUUAUCAAGUGUAGCGGUGUUUUUUGUGUGUUUUUUUGAGUUUUUUUAAUCAAGAGAUAAGGUCAAAUAUGGAGUUAAGGGUUUUUGGAAAACAAGGUGUUGUUUGUGUGCAGACUAAGUAAGUUUGAUGGUUAUCUCCAGUAAAAGGCUUGGUAUGAAGCUAAAAAGGGUUUUGGGGAGACGGGAGGACAGUGUAUUUUAGUAUCUCAGGCAGAAAUGAUUAAGUUCUAGCUAAAACAAUUCUCUCUCAAAAUAAGGGAAUCAUUUAAUGGUAAGAAUGUCUGUUGGGUGAUUGAGUAUUUUUCUCCUUCUUAAACUACCUUUACAGUAUAAGUUAUAGAAAUGUGACUGCUCUUUGUAGAGUAUUUGGUUAAUAUUCGAUUUAUUUAUAAAGAGCAAUCUGUUGUAUUUCUUCGAAGUUAGCAUGAAUAACCUCUCUGACGUGGCAUUAGCAUGUAACAGCGACCACUGCGUAGAUGAGUAGACUCAGUCGAUUUGCGGUGCUUAUUUUAUCGCUUGCACCAAAAUCAAGAUGGGACAUUUUGGUAGGCGGUUCUGUGGACCGAGAUGUCACAGUGCUAACCAUUUUGCAACUUGCACAGGUUAUAUGUGUAUGUUACCAAUGACUUAUUUUAUUUUAAUAUUGAAAACAUUUUUUUUUUUGUUCUUAAAUGUUUUGCACUGGAACUGAAAUUCCUCCCUAACCUGUUGUGUUGGGCUACGUAGUAUUAGGAUGCUUCUCACCUAUCUGCUGCUGAGUGUGCCCUUGUGUUUUUGCAAGUGGGCGGACACAAGUGCUGCAGUCAGCUCAUCGUGACUACUCCUUCCUCUAGAAUCGUGUUGUAUUUGCCUUUUAAGUGCGUUGUAUUCUAUCUUCAAUAAACUGAAAAGACAAAA